Messenger RNA from Venturia canescens, 11387 nucleotides. It is a transcript of the gene beta-Spec, whose product is annotated as spectrin beta chain. The transcript has 13 exons. Gene Ontology annotation, molecular function: phospholipid binding; structural constituent of cytoskeleton; actin filament binding. Gene Ontology annotation, cellular component: cell projection; spectrin; cortical actin cytoskeleton. NCBI's taxonomy places the organism in Eukaryota, Metazoa, Arthropoda, Insecta, Hymenoptera, Ichneumonidae. Bases 249 to 7460 code for a protein of 2403 amino acids. Gene Ontology annotation, biological process: neuron development; actin cytoskeleton organization. The record is from RefSeq and is a predicted model, not a curated record.
UCGAGUGUGAGAGAGGACUUGGAUUGUGUUGUUUGGUAGUCUCGAUCUAUAGGUGGGCAAGCGAAAAAGAAGGGAAUAUAUAAAACCAAGUAAUUAGUGCGUUAUUCGUGAAUCGACGCGUCGAGUUAACGAGAGUUUUGGAUAGGUGAAAAAUAAAGUGUGUGCUGGAAAAGCUGUGUGUCAGUAACGAGACGAAACGCCCUUCAUUGGGUUGAAGAAGCAAUUGGGCUGUUGGUCCGAUUGGCAAAAUGACGACCGACAUCUCAGUGGUUCGUACGGGCUGGGAUCCUACGUUACAACAAGAGAUUGUCGAUGAGUACGAAUACGAUGGAGGAAAUUCGAGUUCGAGGCUGUUUGAGCGAUCGAGAAUAAAGGCUUUGGCAGGUGAACGAGAGGCAGUGCAGAAGAAGACGUUUCAAAAAUGGGUAAACUCACAUCUGGUGCGUUGCUCGUGUCGGAUCGGAGAUCUGUACGUGGAUCUACGAGAUGGAAAGAUGUUGAUAAAGUUAUUGGAGAUAUUGUCGGGUGAGCGUUUACCUCGCCCAACGAAAGGCAAAAUGCGUAUUCAUUGUUUGGAGAACGUUGACAAAGCGUUACAAUUUUUACGGGAGCAACGAGUACAUCUUGAGAACAUGGGCUCGCACGAUAUAGUGGAUGGAAAUCCGCGCUUGAGUCUCGGUCUCAUUUGGACGAUAAUAUUGCGUUUCCAAAUACAAGACAUCACGAUCGAGGAGACGGACAAUCAGGAAACAAAAUCGGCCAAAGACGCUCUUUUACUUUGGUGUCAAAUGAAAACAGCUGGCUAUCACAAUGUGAAUGUGAGAAAUUUCACGACUUCGUGGCGCGACGGUUUGGCCUUUAACGCAAUAAUACACAAGCAUCGACCGGAUUUGAUACAUUUUGACAAAUUGUCGAAAUCAAACGCUAUUUAUAAUCUGAACAACGCUUUCAACGUCGCCGAGGACAAACUCGGACUAACGAAGCUUCUCGAUGCCGAAGACAUCUUCGUCGACCACCCGGAUGAAAAAUCUAUAAUAACGUAUGUCGUGACGUAUUAUCACUAUUUCUCGAAGAUGAAACAAGAGACGGUGCACGGUAAGAGGAUCGGUAAGGUCGUUGGUAUCGCGAUGGAAAACGAUCGUAUGAUUCACGAAUACGAGAGCCUUACGAGCGACCUUCUCCGUUGGAUCGAAAGUACGAUCGAGGCAUUGGGCGAUCGCCGUUUCGCAAAUUCCCUCGUUGGUGUACAAUCUCAACUGUCCCAAUUCUCGAAUUAUCGUACGAUCGAAAAACCACCGAAAUUCGUAGAAAAAGGUAAUCUCGAGGUUCUACUCUUCACACUGCAAUCGAAGAUGCGAGCUAAUAAUCAAAAGCCUUAUACACCGAAAGAGGGAAAGAUGAUAGCCGAUAUAAACAAAGCGUGGGAGAGAUUGGAGAAGGCUGAACACGAGCGCGAAUUGGCAUUGAGAGAGGAAUUAAUACGUCAAGAAAAAUUGGAGCAAUUGGCGGCGAGAUUCAACAGGAAAGCGAGUAUGCGAGAAACUUGGUUGUCCGAGAAUCAACGACUCGUGUCACAAGACAAUUUUGGUUUCGAUCUUGCCGCGGUCGAGGCAGCAGCGAAAAAACACGAGGCCAUCGAAACCGACAUUUUCGCUUACGAGGAGCGUGUCCAAGCGGUUAUGGCUGUCUCACAGGAGCUCGAGGCCGAGAGUUAUCACGAUAUCGAGAGAAUCAACGAUCGCAAAGACAAUGUUUUACGUCUUUGGAAUUAUUUGCUCGAGCUUCUGCGCGCGCGUCGUCUGAGGCUCGAACUGUCAUUGCAGCUGCAACAAAACUUCCAGGAGAUGCUCUACAUACUCGACAGCAUGGAGGAGAUCAAGAUACGUCUGUUGACCGACGAUUACGGCAAACAUCUUAUGGGAGUCGAGGAUCUUUUGCAGAAACAUUCUCUCGUCGAGGCCGACAUAAACGUGCUCGGUGAACGGGUCAAAGCGGUCGUGCAGCAGAGUCAGAAGUUCAUGGAACAGGGAGACGGUUAUCGUCCCUGCGAUCCUACAAUAAUCGUCGAACGCGUUCAACAACUGGAAGACGCGUACGCGGAGCUGGUGCGGCUCGCAGUCGAGAGACGCGCUCGUCUCGAGGAAUCUCGUCAACUUUGGCAGUUCUACUGGGACAUGGCCGACGAGGAGAAUUGGAUAAAGGAAAAAGAGCAAAUCGUUUCGACCGGGGACAUUGGUCACGAUCUUACCACCAUUAAUUUAUUACUCUCGAAGCACAAGGCUCUCGAAAAUGAGAUACAAUCCCACGAGCCGCAACUCAUGUCCGUCGCCGCAGUCGGCGACGAACUCGUUCGCCAACAACACUUUGGUUCGGAUCGUAUACAAGAGAGGCUCGAAGAGAUUCUCGGAAUGUGGAAUCAUCUGCUCGAUCUUGCUGCUUUCCGCCGAAAACGUCUCGAGGAAGCGGUUGAUUAUCAUCAAUUGUUCGCCGAUGCCGACGACAUUGAUAUCUGGAUGCUCGACACCGUUCGUCUCGUGUCCUCCGAAGACGUUGGUCGCGACGAGGCUAACGUCCAGUCGCUUCUCAAAAAACACAAGGAUGUUACGGACGAGCUGAAGAAUUACGCCACCACGAUUGAACAGCUCCAUCAACAAGCUUCUCUCCUCGGCGAACAGGACUCGAAAUCAGCCGAAGUUCUCGAACGUCUCGCUUCGAUCGAUUCCCGCUACAAGGAAUUGCUCGAGCUCGCCAAGUUACGGAAACAACGGCUGCUCGAUGCUCUCUCGUUGUACAAACUGUUCAGCGAGUCCGACGGUGUCGAACAAUGGAUCGGUGAGAAGAAUCGCAUGCUCGACACAAUGGUGCCGGCCAAGGAUAUCGAAGACGUUGAAAUAAUGAAACACCGUUACGACGGUUUCGAGAAAGAAAUGAACGCCAACGCUUCUCGCGUCGCUGUUGUCAAUCAGCUGGCGAGACAGCUGCUACACGUUGAACAUCCCAACUCGGAAGAAAUAGUUUCCCGACAAAACGAUCUCAAUCAGAAAUGGGCCGAGCUCAGGGAGAAGGCGGAAGGUAAGAGAGAGGCUCUCAAUUCCGCUCACGGCGUUCAAACCUUCCACAUCGAGUGUCGCGAGACCGUCUCCUGGAUCGAGGACAAGAAACGUAUUCUUCAACAGACCGACAGCCUUGAAAUGGAUCUGACCGGUGUAAUGACUCUCCAACGUAGAUUGAGCGGUAUGGAGCGCGACCUUGCCGCGAUUCAAGCCAAGCUCGAUGCCCUCGAGAAAGAGGCUCAGCUCAUCGAGGAAGAACACCCCGAAGAGGCUGCUCUCAUACGCGAAAGAAUUACUCAGAUUCACACCAUUUGGGAACAACUUACCCAAAUGCUCAAAGAAAGAGAUGCCAAGCUCGAGGAGGCCGGCGAUUUACAUCGUUUCCUACGCGAUCUCGAUCAUUUCCAAGCCUGGCUGACCAAGACCCAAACCGACGUCGCGUCCGAAGACACCCCGACGAGUCUCGCCGACGCUGAGAAGCUUCUGACUCAGCAUCAAAACAUCAAAGAAGAGAUCGACAAUUACACCGACGAUUAUCUAAAGAUGAUGGAAUACGGCGAACGUUUGACCGCCGAAGCUGGCGACGGUGACACCCAAUACAUGUUCCUCAGGGAACGUUUGAACGCGCUGAAGAUGGGCUGGGAAGAGUUGCACCAAAUGUGGGCGAAUCGGCAGAACUUGUUGUCCAACUCGUUGAACCUUCAAUUGCUCGAUCGCGAUGCCCGACAAGCCGAAGUUUUGCUCUCCCAACAGGAACACAUACUCGCCAAGGACGAGACACCCGCGAAUUUCGAACAAGCCGAGAACCUUAUAAAACGACACGAGGCAUUCAUGACGACUAUGGAUGCGAACGACGAAAAGAUCAAUUCCGUCGUUCAAUUCGCCAGUACGCUCGUCGACGAGGGACACUUUGCCGCUGACAAAGUCAAGAAGAAGGCCGAGAGCAUCAGCGAGCGCAGAAACGCGAAUCGCGAAAAGGCUAAUCAAUUGAUGGACAAACUCAAGGAUCAAUUGCAGCUCCAAAUGUUCUUGCAGGAUUGCGAAGAGUUGGGCGAAUGGGUUCAGGAAAAACACAUCACCGCGCAGGACGAGACUUAUCGCAGUGCGAAAACCGUACACAGCAAAUGGACUCGUCAUCAGGCUUUCGAGGCCGAAAUCGCGAGCAACAAAGAUCGCCUGCAACAAUUGCAACAAGCGGCCGAUGAACUCAUCGCCCAAAAGCCCGAACUGAGCGAAAUUAUAACUCCGAAAGUGCUCGAAUUGGCCGAUCAAUUUGAGGAACUCGAGACUACGACGCACGACAAGGGCGAACGCCUGUUCGACGCGAACCGCGAGGUUCUUAUUCAUCAGACCUGUGACGACAUCGACUCGUGGAUGAACGAGCUUGAGAAACAAAUCGAAAGCACCGACACCGGCUCCGAUCUUGCUUCCGUCAACAUACUCAUGCAAAAGCAACAAAUGAUCGAGACCCAAAUGGCCGUGAAAGCUCGUCAGGUUACCGAGCUCGACAAACAAGCCGAGCACCUUCAACGCACCGCGCCCGAUGGUAAAAUGGAGGAGAUCAAGGUUAAGAAAGAAAAGGUUGCUCAACGUUUCGCACAAUUGAAAGAACCCCUGGUCGACCGUCAACGUCAACUCGAGAAGAAGAAGGAAGCUUUCCAAUUCCGUCGCGACGUCGAGGACGAGAAACUCUGGAUUGCCGAAAAAAUGCCACAAGCAACGAGCAACGAGUACGGCAAUUCUUUGUUCAACGUUCACACGCUCAAGAAGAAGAAUCAAUCGUUGCGCACCGAAAUCGAGAAUCACGAGCCGCGUAUAAAUCUCGUUUGCGAUAAUGGACGAAAACUCAUCGACGAAGGGCACGAAGCUACGGAGGAAUUCACUCGUCUUAUUUCCGAAUUGACGGAAAAAUGGCGCGAGCUCAAUGACGCCGUUGACGAGAGAAACAAUAUGCUGUUACAGAACGAGAAAGCGCAGCAGUAUUUCUUCGAUUCGACCGAAGCCGAAUCUUGGAUGAGCGAACAAGAGCUGUACAUGAUGGUCGAGGAUCGUGGCAAGGACGAAAUCUCCGCUCAGAAUCUUAUGAAGAAGCACGAAUCUUUGGAGAACGCCGUCGAGGAUUACGCCGAAACGAUACGUCAACUCGGAGAAACUUCCCGUCAACUUAUCAACGAUCAACAUCCUCUUGCCGAUCAAAUAGCCGUGAAGCAAUCACAAGUUGACAAGCUGUAUGCCGGUCUCAAAGAUUUGGCUGGUGAACGACGAGCCAAACUCGACGAAGCCCUUCAACUGUUCAUGCUGAAUCGCGAGGUCGAUGAUCUUGAAACGUGGAUCGCCGAGAGAGAAGUUGUCGCCGGAAGCCAAGAGCUCGGCCAAGAUUACGAUCACGUUACUUUGCUUUGGGAGCGAUUCAAAGAAUUCGCACGAGACACCGAGACCAUUGGCAACGAGAGAGUCGCUGCUGUCAAUGGAAUCGCUGAUUCUUUGAUCGCUACGGGACACUCCGAUGCCGCUACGAUUGCCGAAUGGAAAGACGGCUUGAACGAAGUUUGGCAGGAUCUUCUCGAGCUCAUCGAAACGCGAACGCAAAUGCUCGCUGCCAGUCGCGAGUUGCACAAAUUCUUUCACGAUUGCAAAGACGUUCUUGGUCGUAUACUCGAAAAACAGAACGCCAUGUCGGACGAACUUGGACGUGACGCCGGCUCCGUUUCCGCCCUCCAAAGAAAACACGCCAAUUUCAUACAAGAUUUGUCUACUUUACAAAAUCAAGUUACCCAGAUCCAGGACGAAUCCAUGAAGCUUCAGGCGAGCUAUGCCGGGGACAAGGCCAGUGAGAUAACCAAUCGUGAAGCUGAAGUUGUCGCCGCCUGGAACAAUCUCCAGGCACUCUGCGAAGGCAGAAAAGCCAAGCUCGAAGACACCGGAGAUCUCUUCAGAUUCUUCAACAUGGUUCGAACUCUCAUGAUCUGGAUGGACGAUGUCGUACGGCAGAUGAACACCUCCGAAAAACCCCGCGACGUUUCCGGCGUCGAAUUACUCAUGAACAAUCAUCAAAGUCUCAAAGCAGAAAUCGACACGCGAGAAGAUAAUCUGCUCGCUUGUAUCAAUCUUGGCAAAGAUUUGCUCGCUCGUAACCACUACGCCAGCACUCAGAUCAAAGAGAAAUUAUCCGCUCUCACCGAUCAUAGGAAUGCUCUUUUGCACCGAUGGGAGGAACGCUGGGAAAAUUUGCAGCUCAUUUUGGAAGUUUACCAAUUCGCCAGGGACGCAGCGGUCGCAGAGGCGUGGCUAAUUGCCCAAGAACCAUAUCUGAUGAGUCAAGAACUUGGUCUCACCAUAGACGAGGUCGAGAACCUGAUAAAGAAACACGAAGCGUUCGAAAAAUCGGCAGCUGCACAAGAGGAGAGAUUCAGUGCCUUGGAACGACUCACAACGUUCGAGCUGAAGGAAUUAAAGAGACGAGAACAAGAACAGGAGGAAGAGGAAAGACGCAAAAAGGAAGAGGCUGCGGCUGCCGAGGCCGCGAGACAGGCGAGAGCAACACCGGUCACGAGUCCGGACGAACCACCGAGCGAACGUGCCGAAGCCGACGGUGUCACGAGCGGAGAUCGCGGGGAAGACGAUUCUCACGUGGCACUGCGCAAGGUUUCUUCUACACGAACACCGCAAUCCCAAGAAAAACCCAAGGAAGUGCAUGCACAGAAGCCCGCACGUCUCUCCCAACCUGGAGAAGCGAUUCGACCCGUUACACCGUCGACUCCGAAAUCACGAGCCUCUGUUCCUUCGACACCAACAACUCCGAAAGGCGGAAGCAGCUCGGAAUCCGGUACUUUAAGACGUAAGGAACGCAGUCGCAGCAAAUCACCGUUCCGUAGUUUCCAUUGGAAAAAGUCGGCCAAAUCACCGAGCUUAGAUCGCAGUGGUGUGAGCGAUGAUGAGCAUAGUUUCCGCGAACAAAGAAGUCCGAGCGACGACGAAUUCGAGGGUACCCUCGUGCGCAAACAUGUCUGGGAGACAAUGGCGAAAAAAGCCUCGAGCAGAUCGUGGGAUAAACUUUAUAUGGUCGUACGAGGACAAAAUUUGAUUGCUUACAAGGAUCAAAAGUCUUACAAGUCAACGCCUGACCAGCCCUCCAAGGGCGAAGCUUCCCUUGAUUUGAGAGGUGCGACGAUCGUCGUCGCUAGCGAUUAUACCAAGAAGAAACACGUCUUCCGAGUCAAGUCGCAAGGCGGUGCAGAGUUCUUGUUCCAAGCGAAAGACGACGCAGAGAUGCACGAAUGGGUCAGGGCUCUCAAUCAAGCGGCCCAAGGAACAUCCGGAGCUGGUUCAUCGAGGGCGCAUACUUUGCCGGCGUCGACACAAGCCGAAACGAAACGACGCAGUUUCUUCACGCUCAAGAAAAAUUAAACCGGAGCCGUGAAGUUUCGCCGGAAGUGAAGCACUCUGAGAGGACCUCGUUGAAGAAAAAAAAACCCAAAUUUUACUGGACGAGGAAGAGUGGAAAAAGAGAAAAAAUUUAUUUCGUCGCUCUACAUCGUUAAAGCAACGCUAAUAAUAAUAAUGAGUAACGAGAAAAAACAAAUCAAGAACGGGGGGGGGGGGGGGAGAAGAAGAGAGAAAAACAAUAUUCGGACGAUCCAGGCCCGUUGAAGGAAGAGAGAGAAAGAGAAAGAGUCUCGAAUCAAAGACGAGAGAGCCAGAUUGAUCAAGAAUUUCGCAUUUUUAAUCUCGAGACGAUAUUUAUUAUUAUAUGCCUGCACGAGAAUGAUUGGCUACGUUGCUGACACAGUGAAUUACGUAUGUGUAUUUGUGCCUAUGUAUGCGUGCGUGCGUGCGUGUGUGCUGCGUGCGUUCUUUGUGCGAAUGCGCGAGUGUCUGAUAUUCGUGUUUAUUUUUGUGUUAUCGACGCCCAACGAUAAGCGGUGAAGAGAAGAGAAUAAGAUGUGAAAGAGAAUAAUAACUAACAUGAGAGAAGGCACGACGGAUUUCGGGCACGAAAAUAUGAACGUCGUAAGCCUCGACAAGAAAUAUCGCAAUUUGGCUUCUCGCUGUACGUUUCAAGACCGCCUGCAAUCUUGCUAUGAUUAACCACGAGCAAAUUAUAAUUCACGCGUCCCAGGUUAGCCCGAACAAAAACAAAAGAUUAAGCUACAUGCAUCUUUAAAAAAAUAUUCGAAAAAAAUGAAAGCGGACAUGGAGAGAAAAAAUAUAUUAUAUUUUCUUGUCACUUCUGAUGACAAGACUCUCUUUUUUCUCUCUCUCUCUCUCACUUUCUUUUUCAUUGUUACUCUCGAGCAUGCGAUCGAUAAAUAAGAAUUUACGAGUUCAUCACACGUUCAAAUACAGUACUUCAGAUUGAAAUUGGCUCGAGGAGGGCUUUUUUCUCAAACACAUUUUUCGAACGCUCCCACAGAGCCCAUAACAAAAAUGAGACGAUCUCCUCACGGAAAAGUAUUAACGAUUGACAAAUUGAUUUCAAAUUGUUUUUCAUCUCUAUUGAUUUUGACGCGAUGAUCCUUAUACUCAGCUUCUCGGGAAUGUUUAUCUGGAGAAAUGAUAGAACUACAAGUUGUCGAAACUUCGCUUUCACUUUGGAUCUAUUGAAAAAUAAAUUUAGGUUUUAUGAAUUUCGAUACUUUUUGCUAGAAAAGAGAAUCAAUUUUGAAGAUCGAUUCGAACAAUAAUCGAAUUUGCGACAGAAUGAUUUUUCAUUAAUCCUACGAUAGAUUGAGGAUGGGAGAGAUUCAGUUUUUUUUAAAUUCUUUUUCUGGGCGAGUCAACGCAUGCAAUUCUUAAAGAAGCUGUCAAAACGUUGUCAAAACGAUGUUGUUUUUAUUUUAUUCAAUCUCGUUUUUUAUUAUUUUUAAAUUUAUUUUCAUCUCUUCUUUUCUAUUUUCUAAUUCUCAACUCUUAGACCCCUCUUUUGCUGUCGCAAACAGGACCAGUUUGCGUUUGGAUAACUGCCAUAUAUUUUAUAGGAGGGUAUUCAUCUGGAAUGACCUACUGUAUUAAAAAAGGGAAAAGAAGAAGAAAAGAUACGUAGCUUUUAACAAAUGUUAUAGAUGCAAUUUUUGUCGCGAUCGGGCAAAAAAAGUAAGCACAUCCGUUCGAACCAUAGAAUGGGAAACGAAGAAAAAGCGAUUAAAACGGAAACCAAUAAGAUCGAAUGCUGUAAUAAAACGACAUGAAAAAACAAAACGAAAAAAAGUAUAAUAUGCAAACGAAAAAUGCGAAAAUUUUCCUCCUUCACGAACCCAGUCAAGAAUUAUAUGACGAUGCGAGAAUGAAUCUAAUUUCACGAACGCGAUAAGCGAAACGGAACCUACUCCGACUCUUCCGACCUCGGAAAAGAAAAGUCAAUUUUUUUUCUCUCUUCGACUCUCACACGACUUCGCAACAAUGGCGAUCUCUUUUAUUCUCAAUUGUUAUUUUUUAUCGAUAUUUAUCAAUCGCAAUCUUGUUUCCUUAGGGUGUAAGAGUAUUAAGGAGGAAUAAACAAAUUUAAAAAGAAUACAAUAAACGCGCAAGUAAAGCUGUGAGAGAGAAAAAAAUGUAGGAGUUUUCAAGUUUCUACACACGACAGGCUUUUUACCUUUUCUCUUUUUUUUUCCUUUUACCAACGCUGCCCCUUCGAGUAUUUUCUCAAUUUAUAACUACGAAUAUACAUGAGAUAUAUAUAUGAAUGAUUUUGAGCGAGCGCGACUUAAGAAACGAGAUUUUAGUUUCGGAAAGAUUAUCAAGGCCGAGAGAGGGUGCAAUGUUUUUUUCGAAUUGAUUUUUUUUUCUUAGCUUUCUUCCCUUCCUUCCACCACCAGCCCCUCCCGAAAAAGUGAGGCUUGAACGCACGAGAGGGACUUGUACAUAUGCGAAUGCACGAGAUGCCCUAACGCCAAUGCACCGCGAAUAAUAAGCUCUGCGAACCGUGAUUCCCCCAUUUAUCAUGGUUUAUCGAAGGAGAAUGAAGAGAAAACGGGAGAACAUUGUAGAGAGAAACAAGAUUUCACCCUCUUUGCCAAUAUUCCGAGUCGCAAGAAAGAGAUUAUUUAGAAUUGAACCACAAAAAUGAUAAAUAUGAAUAUUGAUCUGCUUGUUUUUUUCCCCCCGUAUAUAUCUAUAUAUAUAUCUAUAUAUUUACAUGUAUAUAAAUAUAUAUAUGAAUAUGAAGACAAACGAGACAUUGAAUUAAUUAUAAGAAAAAGAGAGAGAGAGAGAAAGAGAAAAAGAGCGGGAGAAAAAUAAGGAAAAUCAUAUUAUUAUUAUUAUUAUUAUUAUUAUUAUAGAUAAUAUAUAAUUGUAAAACUUAUAUAGCUCUUUUCGUUUUAAAACGGCCUUCCUUAUAAAUCCCAGCCACCCUGUCCUGUUCCUCGUCACCUGAUCCUCGAACACUCUUACCCUUUGAACUUCGGUACGAAAAAAAAUGUGUAGAAAAAAGAUUUAUCACGGAAAGGUCGUCUUUCAAUAGACGUGGUUCUUCAAUGUCGUCCAUUAAUUGAUCGAUGAUACAUAUUCAGUAAUCGAUGUUCCGUGUAAGGGCCGAUUUAUCAGGAAAAGAACUCGACCGAAAGUUUAGCGAGAUUUUGACGGAUCGUUGUUAUUUCAUAGAUUCUAUGCAGACACGUACGCCUCACGCGUGCACAAUACCACGCUAAGUUAUUUCUCGGUGUUUUUUUUACCAAUCAUGUACGAAGGAAAAUCGGAAAAAUUUAGAGUAGAUUAUUUCUACGAAAUUUGGUACGAUGUAGAAAAAAAACGAGUAGUUUAUUGGUUAUUUUUUGUCAAAACUUUUCAUAUGAUUCAGUUGCCAACGUUAUCUUCGAGUUAAUUAAGAUCAUUAAGUCCGUACGACAAAUUCUAUAUUAAGAAUAAAAUGAAUAUUUCAAUAUUCUUUUUCGAUAUCACUUUGCUAUUUUCGCUCAUUUUGGAUGCUCUGGAUAAUCCCUAAACUCCAUGAGAACAAAAAAAUCAAAGGUUUCUCCUGAAACUAAAAUCAACACUAUAAAAAUUAGCAGAUCUCAAUGGCUAUGAUGACUAUUAGUGAUAAAAUGUUGCAACUAAUAUCGUGGGUGUAUACUCUCAUAGUUUAUACACAUAUACAUAAAGAACAAAAUCUAUGUAUAGUUUGAGAAUUUUUUCAAUUUGUUUAGAGCGACGAUAGUGGAUUAUUAAUCCUGCUUCCAAAGAAUGAAUCAAAUUCAGCGGCAUAUUGUAACAACGUCCAACUUACCAGUCAUUAAAAAAUAUUUCCUCGUGGCCCAAAGAAGUAAAUUUUAUCCAUGCUUAUACGUUUUCCGUAAAAUUAUAAAAAGAAAUAAUAAGUGAAGCUUACCAUGUAAA